AAGAAAGAACUGUGCACUUUACUUUCUCAAAAGCCUGCUCCAAACCUAAUUGAUGUUGCAUAUCAAUACGCAGAAUACUGUUUCAGAUACUGGAUAUGGAAUAAACGAGAUCGGUGGCUGGCCACUAAUGAUGAUGAAAUUUCAUCAAAAAGAAAAAAAGAACGCAGACCACUAUAUCCUGAGGUUGAAGAAGCAUUAACAAUAUGCCUUUUAGGGGUUGAGAAAUUUGGUGAUGCUACAACUUACUGCGCUGAGGCGUGGAGUGCUGUUACAGAAACUACCGUUAAGAAUUGUUGGAGGAAAACCGGCAUCUUACCACUUGAUAACGAGACGUCAACUGUUAAUGAAUUGAACGUCGGCGACGAUUUUUGUUGGACAUCUCGUUAUCCCAAGAUUCCGUCUACUUUGUUACGGGAAAAUUUACCAUGCUAG
Messenger RNA from Paraglomus occultum, 432 nucleotides. The record is from the annotation of a GenBank genome assembly. Lineage: Eukaryota; Fungi; Glomeromycota; Glomeromycetes; Paraglomerales; Paraglomeraceae.